AGUAGACUUUUAAACGAAGCUUUAUGACUAUAGAGGUUGCCUCGCCGCCYGCGCAUUGAUUACAAAUUAGUCGGGAUUUUAUUUAUCGAUAUCUUUUGAUUUGCAUGUAAAGUAACUUAUUUUCAAAUYGAUCACUGGUAAAGUAAUAAUGUUUUUCUUUAAGGCUAUAAAAAACAUUCUUCAGCCCACCAAAGACGCACCGCAAAUUGAAUCUGUUGCGAGAUUACAUGAGCCUCAAAAUGUGACGAGUUUAAACUCAAAUCAACAAGAUUCUUCUGAAAUUUCAAGUGGAGUCGAUCAUGAAACUGGAGAUGCGAGCGAGGUUUCUGUCGAGCAGUCAGCUAAUACUGCUGAUCUGGAAAGCUGUCAAGAGCAAACUAUCGUCGAAACACCGAGCACGACAGGCGAGUCGGAUAAAGACUCUUGUGAGAGCUGUUCAUAUCUGGAAGCUGAAGUACUUAAUCACAAAGAAAAAGUAAAGUUGUUGUUGACGCAAGUGAAAAAACUACAGAGCACUGAAAAAAAAUUGACUGCGGCUUUUGAGCAAUUGUCAUCACAAAAAGCACCAACACUUUCAACAGGUACUGAUUGUUGCAGUUUCCCUCUUAUUAUUGAUCUGUUCAAGAUGGAAUGCUGA
This is a messenger RNA of Exaiptasia diaphana, 637 nucleotides long. RefSeq lists its product as uncharacterized. NCBI's taxonomy places the organism in Eukaryota, Metazoa, Cnidaria, Anthozoa, Actiniaria, Aiptasiidae. Bases 149 to 637 code for a protein of 162 amino acids. The record is from RefSeq and is a predicted model, not a curated record. The transcript has 2 exons.